Raphanus sativus (radish) is the source of this 2801-nucleotide messenger RNA. RefSeq lists its product as uncharacterized. Bases 323 to 1876 code for a protein of 517 amino acids. The record is from RefSeq and is a predicted model, not a curated record. NCBI's taxonomy places the organism in Eukaryota, Viridiplantae, Streptophyta, Magnoliopsida, Brassicales, Brassicaceae. The transcript is spliced from 4 exons.
AUCAAACUGAACUUAAUUUGAUUCUACUUUCUUGGCUAUUCACCGGUUCUCUAUCACAAAUACUCAAACUUGAACCGAAUUGUCUUGAAAAAUAGCCUAACCAAUUUUUAUAAAUAUCUGAAUAACCUAGAAACAUAAUGAACCCAAGCCAGGCCUAAUUCACCUACUCAUCAUCAUCACCAUCAUCAUCACCUCCUCCUCCUCUUCUCUCACUCUCCAUUUCUCGAUCACACCAAGACAUUCGAUCUCGAGAAAGUGAAGCGAGCUCUAGAGAUGGAAACUACAUUUUAUUCUCCUGAACGAAGAAAAAAGAAACGUUCACAUGGCUACCUCAGAGGAGGAGGAGGAGGAGAUCCUACUCCAUGCAUACAAUAACGCACAAGUCUUCUUCCAUAAGGGUGACUACACGAAAGUUUUGAAGAUUACAGAAAAAGCGAUCUCCCUUCAUCUCACGAAUACCUCCACUUAUCGUCACCAUCUUCUCCAGGGUGAAGUGUUCCUUGAGCUCGCAAGAAAGGCGGAAGGUGAUGAUGUUAGAGGUGUGUACUUGUUCGCUUCCCUUGAUUCUUACUCGGUUUCAAGUCGUCUCUGUCCGGAAUCUGUACGCGCCUUCCAUGGAUGUGCUCUUGCACUCAUGGAAUUGGCUGAUAAGCUGGGAUUGAGCACAUUGUAUGAGAAAGCGCUCGCCAAGGCUAGUCUAGGUCUAGUAAUAUUGAUGAAGAUGCAACCUCGAGGAACUUCUGAAGAUGAUUUGCAGUUAAAGAUGGAGUCUUUGAUUGAACUUGCAAGAGAGAAAACGAAAUGUAAAAGUGCUAUGGUUGUGCAUGUCGAUGAUCGAGUACAGGAAGAGAGGAAGGGAGAACAGGGCAAGGAAGAUCACGACGUUGAUGUGUUGAAGAAAUGUUGGAACAAGCUAGAUGAAAAAGCCAAAAGAGAGUUCUUGGUGUUGGACAGUAAGAACUUUGUGGAGUAUAUACAGUCUUGUCACGCUAAGACAAAGUCUGAGAGGAGGCACUUUGCCAAGUGUCUCUGCAUCGAUGAUACUUUUAGAUGGAGAAAGUGGAAGUGUCGUAUCUGUCCACAAGUCAAUUACUGUUUGGUAGAUUGUACAUGGCAUAUAAUAGAUAAGCAUGUCCAAAAGUUUCAACCUCCAAGCAGUUCCCGUCCUAGGCGUUUGGAUGAGUGUUUUGCUAGCAUGAUAUGUUGUGGGAAUUGGGAGCCUGUGGAUACAGCAGAGGCAAUAAGUCUAAUCAAAGAUAAAAUUGAGCGCAAGGAAGAGCUUGUCUAUGUGAAUGGAUGGUCUAGUGAAUGGGCUAUAGCGAGUGAUGAAAGAAGGAAAGACAUGCUCAGACAGUUGGGUCAUGUUCUCAAAGAUUAUUGUGAAAACGAUAUCAUGCCAAGCAGCGUUUGGGAUUGGUUGAUGGUUUAUACAGAGGAGAAUGUGAAACUGCCUGAAGUUCCUGGGGACUACCUUGAACAAUGCAAAUUCUUCAAGAGCCCUCAAUGUCUCUGCUUUUUAGAAGAGAAGAACGUUGAAUACCUUCUGGAAUACGUUAGAGAGCUAAGCACUGAUCUUCGGGCAGGUUUGGUUUUGAAAGUGGUUGAUGGGUUAUGGGUAAAGUCACUGGUGAAGGAAAGAAUCGAUAUUGAGAGAGUUAGUUUUAAUCUGCUUCUAGAUGAGAGGCUACUGUUAGAAGGAGAGCAUCGUGAUUAUGAUGACGUAGGGACAGUAAAGACUUUCAAAUCCAGUGGAAUUUAUGACCAUGUGAUACCUAAGGGUGAUGAGAUUGUCUCUUGGGUUCUAGAUUGCCCACCAAUCGAUGCAGAUUCGUGUCCCAAGUGGCAGAGGGUACACAGAAUCUUGAAAUAUGGCUAGCAGCAUUGAGAAUAGUGCGCUCCACAGCUAGGAAAGAAGAAAGCUACUACACUAAGAGAGACAAGCUACUAAGGUAUAAGAUGUUGGGUGAAGCUGAAGCCCUUUGUGACAAAGAAGACAAGUGGAGGAAUGCUUAUCAGAGGAGCAGAUAUGCGUUGGUGCUUAGACGUAAGUGUGAGCAGCGUUGUUUUGUCAGUGUGGUAAAGGAUAUUCUUGAAGGAGCUGCUACUCCAAGAUUUGGAGAAUUAGAUGACAAAGAAUUCACGGAUGGUACAUCCGAGCUCUUUACUACUGUAGAGAAUGAUGCAGUCAGAAGAAAUAUUUGGAAGCUCAGAAACUCACUUAAGAAAAAGGUCUUCUUCUUCUUCUUCUUCUUCUUCUUCUUCUUCUUCAUUUCAGGGGGGGAUUUUUGCAGGUCAUUUCCAUUGAUGCAAAGAUUUUGCUGAAUGAGUGGACGUACAAGAAGCUACACGAAUUUGCAAGACUAUCAGUCAUUGAGAACCGAUUAGUGGUUAUUCCUUUUGUGAAGCUCUAUUUGCAGGAUAAACUGAAGAGCAUGCUGAAAACACAUAAGAGAAAGAUUACAACAGCUGCUGCAGGAGCUUCUGCUAAGAAGGGACGUAGAUAAACGAGUUUUUGAUGCAGGGCUACACUUUUGGAGGCUCAUUCGUACAAAUGGCGAAAUGUUUUGAAUAGGAAUGCUUGAGAAGAUGGUCUUUUAUGUUUUGCUUAAACUUUGAAUCUAAGACUUUCUAGUUUGUUCCAGAAUGAGAUGCAUACAAUGUUUGUGUUUGUGGAGGGAAAGUUUGAGGACAUAGACAUAACGAACUGCUCUUGUUGAGCUUCAAAGGCUUACACAAGUUUUAUUCCCUUUCAUUACAUAUGUGAGCAUGGAUCUUAAUAAGAUUUCUCAUUUUGCUUCAAA